Diversispora eburnea is the source of this 1119-nucleotide messenger RNA. NCBI's taxonomy places the organism in Eukaryota, Fungi, Glomeromycota, Glomeromycetes, Diversisporales, Diversisporaceae. The record is from the annotation of a GenBank genome assembly.
AUGCAAAGUGAAGAAGAGGAAGAAAUUAUUGAUUUUAAACAAAUUACUAAUGAGCCUGUUGAGCUACCAACAGAGGAUACAAAACGUGCUGCUUCACUUGCACCUUCAGCGCAUGAGGAUGAUAUUGAUAAUUAUUACAAAAUUAAAUUGAGCAACAUUUACUUUGGAGCCAACACAAAAGAAACAUGCAUGAUGGGGACUACUCACAAUGAUUUUGGGCUUAUAUUCCGACCAGCUUCACGAUUCCCAUAUGUGCAUGAACCUAUAUUAAAAAAUUUUGAUCCAACAAAGGGCAUGUUUUCAAAAAUUACCAAUAUUAUUUUAAAUUCUUAUAACCCGAAAUCUUUUGAUAUUCUUGUCGAAAAAGAUUUUGCUAGACAAGAUAAAUUGAUUGAAACCGAAAAACACAACCAAACAUCAGAUAGCAAUUCUCCUAUGACUUCUUCCAGUCCUAAUAAAUCUACACCAUCAUUAUUUAAUGAUAAUAAUGAUAAUGAAUUACCAGAAAUUUCGACCGAUAGUAAUAGUACAUCAUAUGUUUCAAUUACUCAAACUACUACCAGAACAAGAACUUAUGCUAGAGGAGAAGAUACGCUGAGACGUGAUGGUGAAUUAUUACAAUCUAAAACAAAUACUCGGAAAGAACGUAGUCCGUCGAACCCAUUAGUGCAAUCUCAACCACCACCACCAUCGAAAAUUCAAACAGCUUUUAAUUCAACCCGCUCUCAAAUCCAACCAUCUUCUGCAAACUCUGAUCAAUCGAGUUUUAAUUCGCAUAAUUUUAAUAAGUCCGUAACUCCGCCGCCGCAACAACAAUCAAAAUCUGUACCAAAGACAACAAAAUUUUUGUCAAAUAUACAAGAUUCAACUCAUGAAGAGCUUUAUAUCACUUGUACUUUUCCCACCGAAAGACGUGCUAUUCUGUAUUCAAUUGAAGGCUCAUUAUAUCAUCUCAAUUAUUGCAUUCGAGAGAAAUUUAACAAACAAAAUUGGAAAAAUUCUUGGUAUAAAUAUGAAGGAGAAUGGAAACCUUUAGUUGAUGAAGAUGAUUGGAAAGCAGCAAAAUUUUCGAAAAAAAAAGUGAAAGGAUAUAUUAGAAUCGAAAUUUGUCUGAGAUGA